AUGUUGUUUGAUAGCGAUAGCGGUAGUACCGGUGGCGGCAGUAGUACCGGUGGUACUACCAGCAGCAGUGGUAAUGGUACCACGAGUUCCGGUUCCGGUAGUUCUACCACACCGAGUGGAUCAGGAGGCGGAUCGUCCAGCAGCUGUCCAAGGUCGAAGUAUCGGAAUAUCGAAGGCCUCUGUAGCAGUCGGUUGGUUUCGAGCUGGGGCGAAGCUGGGCAACCGUUUGGUCGUCUAGUGUCACCGUCGUACGGGGACGGUGUCUCCAGUCCCGUCAUGAUGGGCAACGGAAGUCCGUUUGUCAGUGCACGGAACAUUUCUUUCUUCGUGUUUGGCAUAGACGAAACAUCCGAUCCCACGAGUACCAUUUUGAACACUUACUUUCUUCAAGCAAUUGCCAAUGACUUGGCAUACCCUGCCGAAAACUACACAAUUAAGUGUUGCGACAAGGGUUCACUUGUCUUCAGCUGUAAUGCGACACAAUGCGCAAUUCCGGAUGGCUGCGAUUCCGUAAUGAUUGCGUCCGAUGAUCCGAUCUAUAAAUUUUUCAACGUGCAAUGCUUAGACUAUAGCCGCCUCUUAACGGCCCCACAAACGCAACCGCCCCAGCCCGUUAAGCAAAUCAACCAAGCGACCAGUCUGUUGGACUUAUCCUUCCUGUACGGUACAACCGUGGAGCAAAACCCCAGCCGGAUGAUGAGCGGUGGGCGAUUGUUGGCGGUGCGGCGCAACGGAACCGAUUGGCCAGUUUUCAAUCCUACUGGCUGUACCAGACCACAGCAGGAUAUUUGCUUCCUGGUGGCGGACAACCGAAGCUACGUGUCCCCGAUGUCGGCCAUGGUACAAUUGCUGUUCUUCCGCGAGCAUAACCGGCUCGCAUUGCGGUUGGCACUGUUGAACCCUUCAUGGUCGGAUACGACACUGUUCGAAGAGGCACGGCGCAUUAACAUUGCCCAGUACCAGAAAAUCGUGUAUUACGAAUUCUUGCCCCGUUUGCUGGGCCGCUCGAACAUGGUAAGCAACCGUCUGAUAUUCGAAGGGGCCGGCUUCACCAACGACUACAGUGCGUUCCAAGAUCCUUCGGCAAUCGCUGAGUUUGCAAAUGUUGUGGCACCGUUUAUGAAUUCCCAGCUGCCCGGAAGCAUAGACAUCAAUGUAACGGGAACGAUCGAAUCACUGCGCCUGAGCGAUUUGUAUCCGAAACUGGCAUUAUUAGAAAGCAAUUUUGCUGCCUUUUUCGGAGCCCUAUCCACACAGCAAACGCGCCUACUAGACACCAGCUUCACUAUCGAGUGGAAAAAUUUCAUGUUCCGAGGCGACAACGAUGUGGGAAAAGACCUGCUGGCGCUGGGCAUUCAACGAAUGCGCGAUUUCGGAUUCGCUUCAUACAACGUAUACCGUGGUCAGUGCGGGCUUGCCUCGAUUACCACGUGGGAGGCAUAUAAUGCCACACUGAAAGAGCCUUGCUUCGAAACGAUAAACAACCUGCAGGCCAUCUACCCCACGGUGCUCGAUCUUGAGCUGUUCGUUGGUGGUGCGUUCGAGAAGCCGUUACCUGGUUCCCUGCUGGGACCUACGUUUUCCUGUAUCGUGCAGCAACAGUUCCUGCGGGCGCGCACAGGUGAUCGGUACUUCUUCGAGGCCGGUGGCCAAGAUGGUAGUUUCACCGUGGCGCAGUUGACAGAGAUUCGAAAGAUUAGCAUGGCCCGUCUUAUGUGCAGCGCACUGCCGACAAUACUUCAGAUUCAAGCGGAUCCAUUCAGUCCAGUCGGGCCGAGCAAUCCUCUGGUUUCCUGCAAUAAUCUUCCGAGCGUCAGUCUGACUCCAUGGGUUGUCUGA
Anopheles cruzii is the source of this 1839-nucleotide messenger RNA. RefSeq names its product peroxidase-like. Gene Ontology annotation, molecular function: heme binding; peroxidase activity. The record is from RefSeq and is a predicted model, not a curated record. The coding region runs from base 1 to 1839 and encodes 612 amino acids. Gene Ontology annotation, biological process: response to oxidative stress. Lineage: Eukaryota; Metazoa; Arthropoda; Insecta; Diptera; Culicidae. The transcript is spliced from 3 exons.